AUGGAACACGAGUGCUACUGCCAGUGGUUUGAUCAUGUGACGAGGCAGAGUCCUCCACGGCUAGACCUGAUUGUUUACUUAAGGUCAUCUCCAGAGGUGUGCUACAAACGGGUGCAGGAGAGAGGGAGAGAGGAAGAGAAGAAAAGAGUCGAUUUGGAUUAUGUUAAAGCUCUGAAUAAAUGCUAUGAGGAUUGGCUGGGAAAUGAGGAACACCACAGUUGGCAUGGCAACACACCGGUGCUGGUCAUAGAUGGAAAUGAGGACAAGACUCUACACAAGACACACUGUUCCAACAUCCUUUCUCAUCUCGGCCUCUCUGAAACUGUUGCAGCAUAGCACCCUUUACUAUAUACCUCGAUGCUCAUAACACCAUUCUUGAGGUUUUUUUGUACUCCUCA
Geodia barretti is the source of this 398-nucleotide messenger RNA. NCBI's taxonomy places the organism in Eukaryota, Metazoa, Porifera, Demospongiae, Tetractinellida, Geodiidae. The record is from the annotation of a GenBank genome assembly.